AUGGAGGCGACGAGCAACAUCCCCGUGAUCAAGAGCAAAGCUGAGUACCUCAAGGCCGUCAUGUAUGAAGGCGUAACCAUCCUCGAAGGCACGGCGACAUGGUGCAAGCAAUGCAAAGUGAUCGCGCCCGAGGUCGCCAAGAUGGUCGAGGAAUACCCAAACGUCAAGUUCUACCUCUACGAUGUUGAGGAGUGUGAGGACGUUGCGCAAGAGCUGGGCGUCAGGAGUAUGCCGACGUUUAGCAUUUUCAAGGAUGGUGAUAUCCAGGAUGGUGUUACUGGGGCGAAGCCUAAGGAGAUUCGGAAGGCGAUUGAGGCGUGUUUGUAG
Messenger RNA from Didymella exigua CBS 183.55, 327 nucleotides. Its product is annotated as thioredoxin-like protein. The transcript is spliced from 2 exons. NCBI's taxonomy places the organism in Eukaryota, Fungi, Ascomycota, Dothideomycetes, Pleosporales, Didymellaceae. The coding region runs from base 1 to 327 and encodes 108 amino acids. The record is from RefSeq and is a predicted model, not a curated record.